CUGCAGAAGCACCAACCAAGUGCAGCUGGCAUGCUUCCAUGAUGUCUCUUAUAUAACCUGGGGCACUAAUGUAGAAAUAAGUUAAACAUUCCUAAGUCAGGCUCAUAUUGCUUGUCUUAGUGUCAACAGUGCUCACUUGUCCCGUGGUGUGUGGGGCUGAUCUUGGAGGGGGUAUCUGUGGUCCCUAUACAUUGUAUUUUGGAAGAUACCUGGCAUGGCUUCAGGAGGGACAGGGGAUGAACUUGUCUUCUUUGUGAAUGGUAAAAAGGUAGUGGAAAAAAAUGUUGACCCAGAAACAACUCUAUUAAUCUACCUACGAAGAAAAUUGGGCCUAUGUGGAACAAAGCUAGGCUGCGGAGAAGGUGGAUGUGGUGCUUGUACAGUUAUGAUAUCCAAGUAUGAUAACCUCCAAAAGAAAAUCACCCACUACUCUGCAAAUGCUUGCCUCUUCCCCAUCUGUGCCCUGCAUCAUGUAGCAGUAACUACUGUGGAAGGCAUAGGAAACACAAAAACAAGGCUGCACCCAGCCCAGGAGAGAAUAGCAAAAAGCCAUGGAUCCCAGUGUGGCUUUUGCACGCCUGGCAUUGUCAUGUCCAUGUAUGCCUUACUUCGCAACGCACCUGAGCCCAACAUGGAGGAGAUAGAAGAUGCUUUUCAAGGAAACCUGUGUCGCUGUACUGGAUACAGACCAAUUCUGGAGGGGUACAGGACGUUUGCUAAAUUUUUGUCCAUGCAGGAUUGGGGUUGCUGUGGGAGAGCAGCCAAUGGCCCAGGGUGCUGUAAGACUGAAAAGGAAAACAGUGCAAACCAGGGCUGCUGUGGAAAAAGAGGCAAUGGCCCAAGUUGCUGCAUGAAUGAAAAAGAAGAAAAUGCAGUAACAAUAUCUUCCAGUUUGUUCAAUCCAGCAGAGUUCCAGCCUUUAGAUCCCACACAGGAGCCUAUCUUCCCACCAGAGCUACUGGUCAGUGACUUUCGAACUGGGAUAUGUAUACUACCCUGGGGGUAUGCAGCUCUUUACCAAGAGACUCAGAAUAGCAAACCCCAUAAACAAUUGUGUUUCAAAGGCGAGCGUGUGAUGUGGAUCCAGCCCACAACACUCCAAGAAUUGGUAGCACUCAAAGCCCAGCACCCCAGUGCCAAGCUUGUGGUAGGGAACACAGAAGUGGGUAUCGAGAUGAGGUUAAAGAAUAUGCUGUACCCAGUGAUAUUAGCACCUGCUUGGAUUCCUGAAAUGAAUUUUGUUCAGCAUACAGAUAAAGGGAUUGCCUUUGGUGCUUCCUGCACCCUGAGCUUGGUGGAAAAGGUGCUGAGUAAAGCUGUAGCUGAGCUACCUCCUUACAAAACAGAGGUGUUCAAGGCUGUACUAGAACAACUGCGAUGGUUUGCAGGGCUGCAGAUCAGAAAUGUUGCAUCUCUUGGAGGGAAUAUAAUGACUGCCAGUCCAAUUUCUGACCUAAACCCUGUAUUUAUGGCAAGUGAGACCCAACUGACUUUGGCAUCAACAGAGGGCAAAAGGAUUGUAACAGUGGAUGAAAAGUUCUUUACUGGCUACAGAAAGACAAUGCUAAAGCCUGAGGAGAUACUGUUGUCAAUUGAGAUACCCUACAGCAGGAAGGGUGAAUAUUUCUCAGCCUUCAAGCAGGCUACUCGGCGUGAGGAUGACAUUGCUAUAGUGACCUGUGGAAUGAGAGUCCUGUUUCAAGAGGACAGCCACCGAGUGCAAAAGAUUAAACUGAGCUAUGGAGGAAUGGCUCCCACAACUGUACUAGCAGUAAAAACUUGCCAGAAACUCAUUGGGAGAGACUGGAAUGAAAAACUGAUGCAGGAGGCCUGCCAUUUGUUGGCAGAUGAGAUGAACCUGUCUCCUUCAGCUCCAGGUGGGAUGGUGGAUUUCCGACGCAUACUCACACUCAGUUUCUUCUUUAAGUUUUACCUGACCGUGCUUCAGAAAUUAAGCCAGCAGCUCAAUGGCAAUAAUAACUUGAGCGAGAUGCUUCCCUCCAGUUACCUGAGUGCCACUGAGCUGUUUCACAAAGAUCCCAUUGCCAAUGUCCAGCUUUUCCAAGAAGUGCCUCCAGGACAAGCUGUGGAAGAUACGGUGGGCAGACCCCUGGUGCACCUUUCGGCGGCCAAACAGGCAUGCGGGGAGGCUGUCUACUGUGAUGACAUACCUCACUAUGAAAAUGAACUCUACUGUACAUUGGUUACCAGCACCAAAGCUCAUGCCAAAAUCAUUUCUGUAGAUACAACUGAAACCCAGAGUGUCCCUGGCUUUGUGUAUUUCAUCUCUGCUAAGGAUAUUCCUGGGAGCAAUGUCACUGGGAUUGCUAAUGAUGAGACUGUCUUUGCUGAUGACACAGUUACUUGUGUGGGCCAUAUCAUUGGUGGAGUUCUCGCAGACACUCAAGAACAUUCCCGAAAAGCUGCUAAAGCUGUGAAGAUCAAAUAUGAAGACCUCACACCUAUUGUCACAAUUGAGGAAGCUAUUGAGAAAAAGUCCUUUUUUAAGCGUAUAAGGAAGAUUAACAAAGGAAAUGUCCAGAAAGGAUUUGAAGAAUCUGACCACAUAUUGGAAGGGGAGAUGUAUAUUGGUGGGCAGGAGCACUUUUACCUGGAGACUCACUGUACCGUUGCUGUGCCAAAAGGUGAAGAUGGGGAGAUGGAGCUCUUUGUGUCCACCCAGAAUCUAACAAAGACACAGGAAUUUGUUGCCAAUGUAUUAGGUGUGCCCUCAAAUCGAAUUUUGAUUCGAGUGAAGAGAAUGGGAGGAGGGUUUGGAGGAAAGGAGACCAGAAAUACUAUUUUGUCAACAGUUGUAGCUGUAGCUGCAUUCAAGACUGGUUGUCCAGUACGAUGCAUGCUUGAUCGUGAUGAAGACAUGCUAAUUAGUGGUGGAAGGCAUCCAUUUUUGGGGCAGUAUAAGGUUGGCUUUAUGAACAAUGGGAAAGUCAAUAGUCUGGAGGUGUCCUAUUAUUCCAAUGGUGGCAACUCUGUAGACCUAUCUUAUGGUGUUAUGGAAAGGGCUUUGUUUCACUUGGAUAAUGCUUACAACAUCCCUAAUGUCAGCAGCCUGGGCAUCGUCUGUAAAACUAACCUCUCCUCCAACACAGCGUUCCGUGGCUUUGGUGGUCCACAGGGAAUGAUGAUUGCUGAGUGCUGGAUGCAUGACAUUGCUAUGAAGUGUGGCCUGCCAGCAGAGCAGGUGAGAAAACUGAAUUUGUACAAUGAAGGAGACCUGACCCACUUUAACCAAAAGCUUGAGGGAUUUACUGUGCAGAGGUGUUGGGAAGAGUGUCUGGAGAGCUCAAACUAUCAUGCCAGAAGGAAACUCAUAGAUGAAUUUAACAGACAGAAUCGCUGGAAGAAGAGGGGGAUGGCCAUUAUUCCUACAAAGUUUGGCAUCAGCUUCACUGUUCCCUUUUUGAACCAGGCUGGGGCUCUUCUGCACGUAUAUACAGAUGGUUCAGUGCUGCUUACGCAUGGUGGUACCGAGAUGGGUCAAGGACUUCACACCAAGAUGAUCCAGGUUGCCAGCAGAACUCUGGGAAUUCCCACAUCGAAAAUUUACAUCAGUGAGACGAGCACUAACACAGUCCCAAAUACGUCUCCAACAGCUGCUUCUGUCAGCUCAGACAUUAACGGGAUGGCUGUCUAUAAUGCAUGCCAGACUAUUUUAAAAAGGCUGGAGCCAUUCAAACAGUCUAACCCUAAAGGAUCCUGGGAAGACUGGAUUCAAGCAGCCUAUGUCAACUGUGUGAGCCUGUCAGCCACAGGGUUUUAUAGAAUGCCUGACCUUGGAUAUGACUUUGAUAAAAAUGAAGGGAAGCCUUUCUGCUACUUCACAUAUGGUGUUGCUUCCUCUGAGGUUGAGAUAGAUUGCCUGACAGGUGACCACAAGAACCUUCGUACCGACAUAGUUAUGGAUGUUGGCACCAGCCUGAACCCAGCCAUAGAUGUAGGACAGAUAGAGGGAGCGUUUGUACAGGGCAUUGGGCUCUUUACCCUGGAGGAACUGCGCUAUUCACCUGAAGGAAACUUAUAUACCCGAGGGCCUGGAAUGUACAAGAUCCCUGCAUUUGGAGACAUCCCAUCAGAAUUCUAUGUGUCUCUUCUCCGCAACUGUCCAAAUAGCAAAGCAAUUUAUUCAUCCAAGGCUGUGGGAGAGCCCCCACUGUUCCUCUCUGCCUCCGUGUUUUAUGCUAUUAAAGAUGCCAUCUUCUCAGCGAGGAGAGAGUCUGGCCUGACAGAGCCAUUCAGACUUGACAGUCCUGCCACCCCAGAGAGGAUCCGAAAUGCUUGUGUUGACAUCUUCACCAAACUGUGUCCAUCUGCUGAACCAGGGACCUUUAAGCCAUGGUCAGUGAGGGCAUAAAAGGGAAGAUGAAGAACAAACUCUGCUCAUGAGACUGGCUUUACCUUACAGGACCAAAAGAGAAACAGUAAAGCAGGAGAGGAAUCUGUAUUCAUGUGGCUCAUCCAUUGAUUCAUGAAGCUUUCUAAUUCAAUUGUUGAAUCAUUUCCUUAAGGGAAGGGUAUUGCUGGCAAUUAUUGCUGUGAUGUAAAUGUAAAUGAAGAGUAAAUUGAUGGUUUUGCUGCCUGUGUAAUUGAAAAUUUUACAAGGUUCAUUUAAGUUUGCUGCAAGGAUCAGAGCAAUACUUAUCACUAGUAUAUUGGAAGAGGUGUUUAUUUUUUUUAAUGCAAUUAUAAGAUUCAGCGAUAUGUUAAACCAGGGGAGACUUGGAUGUGUUGAAUCCAGGUGAACCAUCCUUUUUUCGGGUGAACUGUCCCAUCCAAAAGGGUGAGGCAGGACCCUGUGUUUUUUAAUCUGCUUAAAGAGGCCAUAUCCCUACUAAGAAGAAAAAAGGUGGGUUUCAACCUGUGUUAGCGAAUCUGUCUUAAACCUGGGUCUAGGUAAGAAAGUUGUAAUUUUUACACAUGUUGAAAAACCCAUGAGGGUUUUACCAGAUGAUGUGUUAAAAUGACAGCUGCAUUGUUUAUUCUAGUAAUUUUGCACAAGUUAGUUAGCACAUGUUGAAGUACUUUUUAUUUUACCUAGUGAAGACCAGGCCAGAGAUGCUGUGAGGUUUAUCAGCAAGUGCUGACUAGUUUCUGUCCAUAUACCUCUUUUCUGGAAAAGAUUUGAGGACAACAGAAACGCGCAGAAAAAGUAUAGGUUUGGAUAAUAAGGGAAGCUACAGGGUAACUGUACCAAUGAGGCAUAAUCUAGAUGUGAAUAGAAGGCAACUGUGGGUUAAUAGGUUGCCUUCUAGAAGUCAGUGCUCUCAAGAACUCAACCUUUUGUAUGUGAUAAACACACCAGUUUUCACUCCUGCCGUUCCUGAACCCUAUCUUUUUUAAAAACAGCCACCUGUUUUUGGUAAAGAUAGGGGGAUGCAUAAAUAUUGCUGAAUGUACCUGUCUGAUUAAAUAGUUUAAUGCAUGAUUUCAGUGCACUUUGUGAUUAAUGGAAUUUGCAUACAGAACUUUUCUUACAGUCCAGACAUCUGUAAGAAAUCCCUCUUCACUCUGGCCCACCAGAUCCCACCCAUCAAAUGUCAUUCUUCAUGUCAGACUGAUUUUAUGUGGUCAUAACAUCUUACACCUGCACGUAUUAGAUCUCAGAUACACACUGGGUGCGUUUACAUGAGAUGCUAUGGCACAGUAGCAAUGAGCUCAUUGCUACAGCACUGUAAUGUUGCCAGGCCCAAACCGUGAUGGUGACGCUACUGCACAGUAGUAAUGAGCUACUGCACAGCUCUUUGCUACUGUGCAGUAGCAUCUAAAAAUACCUGUGCAGUGAUGGGACUGUGCAGUAACAACUGCACAGUUGGCUCCUUAUGUAGAUGCAGCCACUGUGCCUCCUUAUCUGUUGCAAACUUUCUUGUCAUCUCUCAGUUCCGUGACACUAUUAAAAUGUUUUUCCUUUUUGCACUCCUUAGGGCUGUAAUCAUAUGUAGUAUAAGCAGAUGUAACUCUAGGGACUCUAAUAGGCUUUUAUUCUAAUUUGAAUUUGGCCUGUUUUAUCACUUUAAAAUUCUUGCACAUUGAAACCAAGCUUAACGUUUUAAGCACUCCAAGGUAAACAUUUUGAAAUAUCUAGAACUAAUCUUUAGCUUAAAAUACUAUGAACAUCAUGUAUAUCAUUUUAAAAAGGGAAGUUGUACACACAAGAUGCAGAUGCUAAGUACAGGCAGUCCUUGCACUUACGGCGGGUUAUGUUCCUGGAAAAGGUGCUAUAAGUCGAAACGAUGUAGGUCGAAUCGGAUUUUCCCAUAGAAACAAUGUUAUAAUAGGGGGUUAUGUUCCUGACCAAGGGCCUGAUGCCCAACUUUUUAUAGAAAUGACCAUAAACACCAUAUUUAAAUUAACUAUUUAAUCAACUAAAAAUGA
This is a messenger RNA of Alligator sinensis (Chinese alligator), 6390 nucleotides long. RefSeq names its product xanthine dehydrogenase (gene XDH). NCBI's taxonomy places the organism in Eukaryota, Metazoa, Chordata, Crocodylia, Alligatoridae. Gene Ontology annotation, molecular function: iron ion binding; FAD binding; molybdopterin cofactor binding. The record is from RefSeq and is a predicted model, not a curated record. The coding region runs from base 215 to 4372 and encodes 1385 amino acids. The transcript has 39 exons.